This is a messenger RNA of Linum tenue, 3587 nucleotides long. The record is from the annotation of a GenBank genome assembly. Lineage: Eukaryota; Viridiplantae; Streptophyta; Magnoliopsida; Malpighiales; Linaceae.
AACGAGGCAAAGCAGAAGCUGCGGAAGCGAGUGAAGGAGAAAAGCGAGUGGCAACAUUUCAUUAGAUCUGGAAAAACCCUAAUUUUUUCCCUGUCCCUUCUCUCUAACGCGCUCUGUGUCCCUCACUCGCCUCUUUGCGGUUCACUGCUUUUAUUUCGCGCGGAUUCCUCCCUCCGAAGAAUCGCUUUGAGGUUCCUUUUCUCUAAUCCAAUCUCCUUUUCUCUCUCUCUCUCUCUUCUCAAGCUUCUGGUUUCCUUUUCUGGUUUUUCUGUUUGGUUGCUGGGAAUAUGGUGAACGAGAAGUGGUCACCUUGCUUUGAUCGGAGUAGUAGUGUAUACUUGUUGCAUCAUGAUACUGACAUAACUGUACACGCGGGUCUCGAUUGGGUGACCGAAUUCCCCCUUCGCCUUCGACUCCUUUUGAGAAUGGAGGAAAAAACUGAAAAUUGAAAAGCUUGGCUGAGCUGGGUGUAUGAGAAUACUUGUAAAGAUGCAAUUCUGGAGGUGUCAGCUUCAGCUUUUGCUGAAAGAGGCAGGCAUAGGUGAUAUAACCGAGGCAUUUGCUAGAGUUCCUUGUUAAUUCAUCCCAUGGAUAUUGAUCUGAGGUUGCCUUCGGGUGGGCAUGAUAAGGAAGAUGAUGAAACAAAUGGAAUUGAUCAUAUGUUAAACGAAGACAAGCUGCAUAGUUCAGAGGCAGAGACUCUAACCAUGGUUAAUGUUUCAGAAGAUGUACAUGCUACAGAAGGUGGAAAUGUAAACUCCGCAAUGAGAGCCACUGAAAACAAAGAAGGAACAAAUCUUGAACCUCUUUCUGGCAUGGAAUUUGAAUCGCACAGUUCAGCAUAUGCAUUUUAUCAGGAAUAUGCUCGGUCCAUGGGGUUCAAUACUGCCAUACAGAACAGUCGUCGCUCAAAGACAUCUAGGGAAUUUAUUGAUGCAAAAUUUGCCUGUUCCAGGUAUGGAACGAAGAGAGAGUAUGAGAAGUCUUGUAACAAACCACGCUCUAGGCAGGAAAAGCAGGAACCUGAAAAUGGAACCAGCAGAAGAUCAUGCUCAAAGACCGACUGCAAAGCAAGCAUGCAUGUCAAGAGAAGGCCUGAUGGAAAGUGGGUCAUCCAUAGUUUCGUGAAGGAGCACAACCAUGAUCUCUUACCUGCCCAGGCUGUGAGUGAACAGACAAGAAAUAUGUAUGCUGCAAUGGCUAGGCAAUUUGCUGAAUACAAGAAUGUUGUUUGCCUCAAGAAUGACACCAAGAGCCCAUUUGAUAAACCUCGAUCUUCGGUACUAGAAGCUGGAGAUGCUAAGUUUUUGCUUGAUUUCUUAACACAAAUGCAGAGUUUAAAUUCCAACUUCUUUUAUGCGGUGGACAUAGGUGAAGAUCUACGUCUGAAGAACUUGCUUUGGGUCAAUGCUAAAGGUAGGCAUGACUACGUCAAUUUCUGUGAUGUUGUCUCCUUGGAUACCACCUACAUGAGAAACAAAUAUAAGAUGCCUCUUGUUCUCUUUGUUGGAGUGAACCAGCACUAUCAAUUCUUGCUGCUUGGAUGUGCUCUGAUAUCAGAUGAGAGCACAGCAACAUAUUCCUGGCUUAUCCAAAACUGGCUUAGAGCAAUGGGUGGGCGGGUGCCUACUGUUAUCAUCACUGACCAGGACAAAACAUUGAACUCGGUUAUUCCGCAUGCCCUUCCUGGUGCUCGUCAUUGCUUUUCUUUGUGGAGCAUUUUUGGGAAGGUUUCUGAGAACUUGGGUGAUGUGAUUAAACAGCAUGACAACUUCAUUAAAAAAAUCGAAAAAUGUGUCUUCAGGUCAUGGACAGAGGCAGACUUCAUCAAGAGGUGGUGGAAACUCCUUGAUAGAUUUGAGCUCCAAGGGAACGAGUGGAUGCAACCAUUAUAUGAAGAUCGUGAGAAAUGGGUGCCAUUGUACUUGAAGGGUGCUAAUUUGGGCGGAAUGUCCACAGUUCAAAGAUCCGACAGCGUGAACUCGUACUUUGACAAGUUUGUGCACAAGAAGAGCACUGUACAAGAGUUUGUGAAACAGUAUGAAGUUGUUUUACUGGAAAGGUAUGAGGAAGAAGCCAAAGCAGAAUCUGAUACAUGGAACAAGCACCCCGCUCUGAAAUCCCCUUCCCCAUUGGAGAAGAGUGUUUCAGGGUUGUACACUCUUGCCGUCUUCAAGAAGUUUCAAGUUGAAGUGUUGGGCGUAGUUGCUUGCCAUCCUAAACUGGAGAGUGAAGAUGAAACUAGUGUCGUUUUUCGAGUUCAAGACUUGGAGAAGCAGCAAGAUUUUUCUGUCAUGUGGAACCAAUUGAGAGCUGAAGUUUCUUGUAUUUGUCGACUACAAGAAUAUAAGGGUUAUCUGUGUAGGCAUGCAUUGGUUGUUUUGCAGAUGUGUCAGCAAUCUGCUGUCCCAUCUCGUUAUAUAUUAAAACGAUGGACCAAAGAGGCAAAGAGCAGGCAUCUUAGUAUGGGUGAAGAAGAAUCUGAGCAACUACAGUCUAGGAUGCAAAGGUACAAUGACUUGUGUCAAAGAGCAUUGAAAUUGAGCGAGGAAGGGUCAUUUUCACAAGAGAGUCAUAACAUCGCCCUUCGUGCUGUUGAAGAAGCUUUUGGAACUUGCUUAAGUGUCAACAAUUCUAGCAAGAGUGUCCCGGAUGCUGUUACAUCAACUGCACAUGGUCUUCUCUGCACCGAAGAUGAUAACCAAAGUAGGAGCAUGAACAAGACUAAUAAGAAAAAGAACCCUACUAAAAAAAGAAAGGCUGGGUUGGAGCCGGAGAUUGCAACAGUUGGGAUAGAAGACAGCAUGAUGGUGCAAUUCGUGUUCUGAACAACCUCCCCCUGAAACAUUCACAAUUUAAUAGUUUUCUUUGUUUUGCUACACAUGCACAACUGAUAUUCUUUAUUGCAGGAAAAGUUGAACUCUAGAGCUGUAUCACUGGAUGGCUUUUAUGGGUCACAACAGCCUGUGCCAGGGAUGGUUCAUAACUUUAUGGAACGUUAUUAUCAGCCGAGCAUACAAGGGCAGGGACAAAUGAACUCACUACCAGCGCAAACCCAUGAUGGUUAUUUCAGCUCCCAGCAAGGCCUUCCCCAUCCUCUGGGGGUAGAUUUCCUCAACAGAACAAUUGGUUAUUCUUUCGGAAUCCGGCAGGAUGAUUCUAAUGUGAGAACAUCCCAACUACAUGAUGAUGCAUCCAGACAUGUGUAGAAAAUGGACAACAGAGAAGCUGAAUAUGAGUGGUGCAAGAACAUAAGUCUGUAUAUUCUAGAUCAGAGGGUGUCCAAUGAUAAGGUGUUUCUGUUCAUGCCGUCUGCCAGAAUAAGAUGAUUUAGAGUUAUAACUUGCAUCUUAUCUCUAAUCGUAGUUGUAAAGCUUGUUUGUAAUGUUGUAUCCUGAUUGUUACGUUAAUGGAAAUCAUUGAAUGUGUUAGAGUAGAUGCUGUAUUUGCAUUUACCUCAAUUUUUUCUAGUUAGGGUCAAAAGAACAUGAGCGAGUUUUCUCUGCGAAUUGUGUUGUACAAUCUAAGUCUUUCUUUAAUAAGGCAUGAAUUCUCGUCGCCGGAACUCUUUUCAUUAGAAGAAAAAU